This is a messenger RNA of Ceraceosorus guamensis, 2847 nucleotides long. RefSeq lists its product as hypothetical. The transcript is spliced from 2 exons. Bases 78 to 2702 code for a protein of 874 amino acids. Lineage: Eukaryota; Fungi; Basidiomycota; Exobasidiomycetes; Ceraceosorales; Ceraceosoraceae. The record is from RefSeq and is a predicted model, not a curated record.
CGAGGACAUCACCGCCCCAGCAUCUCGCCCACGACAUUCGCCAUACACUGUCCAUCCAAAGCAACCAAGCUGCUACGAUGGUGCGCGACGUCCAAGCGAGCAAAGCUAGCGAGCCAGUGGACCCACCGCCCGCGGAUGUCGCCGCAGGCGCACCAGCCGACGACUCGCUCCUCUCACUCGCCUCCUCUUCCUCAUCGCACCCCACAUUCGAUCAGCUCAACGCGCUUCUGCUCUCGCGGGGAUACCUGAACGAGCCGCUGAACGUCUCUCCGCUACCUACGCGCUCUCUGGAUGCGCUUUGCCAAGCUUUGCAUUCGCUGCUCGGUCAGAGAGCUGAAGAUGUGGACCUUAGAGACGCGCUAGCCGCACGAAAUCGAGCACUGAACAGUCGUGCAGAGAGAAUGGAGAGGGAGUUGCAAGAGGAGAGGGAGGCGAGACUGAGCGCUGAGCGCAAAAGCGAGCGCGAGCGGAGCAGAAACAAACACCUGGCAGACGAAGCCAAAGCGCUGGAAGCGAAUCUCAAGGCAGCGCAAUCCGAUUUGCAAUCCAGCCGACGCGCCCUGCAAACAGUCAAGGCGAGCGCGCACCAAUCCGCGCUGUCCAGCACUCGCCAAUCGACUCGUCAGCGCGCAGCCUACUCCGAAGCGACAGCUGCUACCACUCGAGGAUGCUUCCCAACCGCUCGUUGCGUGCCCUUUGCCUUUUUGGCAGACGACGCGCAUGGACCUUUCAAUCGCGCUGGAACGGGCGGCAUCGAAGCUGCGCUUAUGCGCGAAGCUGAAGAGAGAGCUUCCAGAUUGGCAGAUGAGAAUAUUCAAUACAAGGCCAUGCUCUUGGAUGCGGCAAACGAUGUCAAGGAGGCGGCGCGUCAAAUUGUCGCCUUGUUGCCUAUGGGCGGACAAGGGGACGCCUCCACAUCGCUGUCGUCUAGCAGCAGCUCGCUCUACGCUUCGCUGAACGAUCCGUGGACCAUGGAUCAACUCUUUGCCACCAGCAUGGCCAGUCCGACUCACGUCGACGUGCACAAGCGCUUGCGCGCCGUGCUCAGCACGCUCCAAGAAGGUACGAGCUCGCUUCGAGCGUCGCGCGUCGAAGAGUCGCUCAAGCACGCCAUGCGAAUCAAGGAUCUCGACGACGAGAUCUCUGCUCUCUCGUCUCGGCAAGAGCCGGACAAGGCGAGAGAAUUGGGAGAAGCUGCUGCCCAAGCGCACGCUUCUUCUAUCGGCUUUUACCACGCCAGACAAACACCUCGAGAAGAAAAGAGGGAGAUGGAGAGGAAGUUGUUGGAUGCGAUUACGCGAUUGGGACGCGCGGAAGAGCAAGUGUCGAUGCUGGAGCGCGAGAGGAGACGCUGGAAGGAUACGCUCAAGAGCGGGACCGGAGCUGACGAGCAGAUGGCAGAGGUCGCCAGACUCCGGCAACAAUCAGAGGCGCUCAAACUCGAGCUCGAGCAUGCUCGCUCGGUGAUCAAGGAAGCGCAAACGGCCAACGAUCGAGCUGUGGAAAAAAUGCGUCUGGAGAGGCUUUCAUGGGAAGAAGAGAGGAUGCGACACGCGCAAGCUGAACAACGAGGCGCGACGACAAGAGAUGAAUCUUUGGGCGUCAUCGCGGCUACGCAACGCGCAGCACCUAGCACGACUCGUCGCGCGAGCUUCUUUGGAGAUGCGAAGAAGCAAGACGGCGAUUCCAGCGCAGAGGCAAGCACUGUCGUCCUGCACAGUCUUGACGCGUCCGGGUCCAAGUCUACAUCGAGAUCAGAACCGAGCACCGCGCACGUGACGAGCGUUCGGCGAAGUUCUCGCGUAUCCGAAAAGAGCCGACAGGGCGAUUCGAGCGGCGAAACGGCGCGAACAGGGGCAAGUAGGCGAUCGGCAGCGACAGACGAUCAGAUCGUGGAAGCACAUCGCUCGCGUAGCUUAACCUCCCGCAUCAACGACGAUGCUUUCUCCUCCACGGAAAAAGAGCGUGGCACUACGUCCAACUCUUCCAGUAGGCGCAAGAGAGCCAAAGGGGCCGUGUCGGAGCAAGAAGCGUCCCCUUCUUAUUCUUCUCGCUCAGAGCUGGCACAAGUGUCGGUAGCGUUGACCGUCGAGCCGCAUAAUGGUUCGCGCGCGGUCGAAGAAGAGACAGGAGCAGCGACAGAUGGGCAACGAGGACGUCGUACUUCUCGCUCAUCGAACAAACGAGCGCGUCAAGAGGAGGUGGAGCAUGUGGGCUCGAACAAUCUCGACCCUGGCUCCAAUGUACCGUCCACUCUGAUUCCCAACGUUGAGCGCAACACCAAACGUACUCUCUCUGGUCGACGAGUCGUCUCUUCCACACCCUUGGUGGAUCGUUCGCUUCCGGAUGCGCUCACCGUACCAAACGUCCUUCUUCCCACCGCAUCUUCGCUCGGCAAGAGCAGCAAGUCGAACGGUGCGCCUUUCAGCUCCAGCUCCAAUUCGGACGAGCCGGGCAUCAAACGAGCACGCACAGCUUUAGUAGACGCUCCAGUCGGUACGCUCAACAGCUUGCCAGAGACGCGGGGGAAGGCUGGUCAAGCGCAUCCAAAGGUGCUUCCCAAGUCGAGGCAGCAGGCCAGCACGUCCGAGGGCCCUAGAGCGACGCGUCAGCCCAGUUGGGCAGAAAGACAAGCUUUGGCUAGAGAAAGGGUCAGGGCGAGAAAUGCCGGUGCCAGUGCGGCUACGGCGAGAAUGCCUUGAUCAGGCGGGUCCCACAGACUUGUGAUCCAGCACCGUCACAUACUCCUCUUCACUUUGCUCCCUCCUUGUACUUCGAUACGCACGCAAAUCACGCGGUGGAUCAAUGGCGAAUUGCAAUUGCACGUGGGCGCGCGCGCAGACGCAC